This is a messenger RNA of Hippopotamus amphibius kiboko, 1025 nucleotides long. RefSeq names its product SPC25 component of NDC80 kinetochore complex (gene SPC25). Lineage: Eukaryota; Metazoa; Chordata; Mammalia; Artiodactyla; Hippopotamidae. The transcript has 7 exons. The record is from RefSeq and is a predicted model, not a curated record. Gene Ontology annotation, cellular component: Ndc80 complex. Bases 130 to 810 code for a protein of 226 amino acids. Gene Ontology annotation, biological process: chromosome segregation.
GGCGCCCUGGGUUUGAAAUAGGGCGGUUGGCGCGGCCGCGGGAGCCGAGAGCGGAGGCCGACGGUGGGCUGGGCUCCGUCCGGGUCUGGUGUGGGGCGGGCGGCCGCGGGAGCAGCAUUGUCUUGCAAAAUGGUGGAGGACGAACUGGCACUAUUCGAUAGAAACAUAAAUGAAUUUUGGAAUAAAUUCAGAAGCACUGUCAGUGACACCUCCUGUCAGAUGGUGGGACUAAGAGAUACCUACAAGGAUUCCAUUAAAGCAUUUGCAGAAAAACUGUCUGUGAAAUUAAAGGAAGAAGAACGAAUGGUUGAGAUGUUUCUGGAAUAUCAAAAUCAGAUCUGCAGGCAGAAUAAGCUCAUUCAAGAAAAAAAAGAGAAUUUGUUAAAGUUGAUUGCUGAAGUAAAAGACAAAAAGCAGGAAUUGGAAGCACUGACGGCAAAUAUCCAGGAUCUUAAGAAAGAAUAUGCUAGGAAGAAGGAAACUAUUUCCACUGCUAACAAAGCUAAUGAAGAGAGGUUAAAAAGGCUACAGAAAUCUGCAGACUUGUAUAAAGAUCGACUUGGACUAGAAAUUCGAAAAAUUUAUGGUGAUAAAUUGCAGUUUAUAUUCACUAAUAUUGACCCUACGCAUCCUGAGAGCCCGUUUAUGUUUUCUCUGUGCCUGAACGAAGCAAGGGACUAUGAAGUGUCAGAUAGUGCCCCUCACCUGGAGUGCCUAGCGGAAUUUCAAGAAAAUGUAAGGAAGACCAACAAUUUUUCAGCUUUUCUUGCCAAUGUUCGGAAAGCUUUUACUGCUAUGGUUUAUAAUUAAUGUAUAAAUAGUAUAUAAAAACUGUUAUCCCUAUCGUGUUUCUCUUUUUUUAAAAAGAUCUCAUUAUUCGUUUGCCUGUAAUCCGUUUGUAUUUUUGUAACAUUUCUAUGUGCUGAUUUCUAUAAAUUAUUUUAAUUAAAAUCUUAGGAAAGAAGAUUUAUAAAGUCAAGCUUUUGGAGGUCAUAGACCAGUAAUAAUACAAAAGGAGGGGGGUG